UUGCCCAUGCGCAGUAAAGUUUCAACCGUACCAGCGGUAGCGGUUGUUGUUUUUUGUUCCUCUGUACAGUUAACACUUUACCGAAGUACCUCAUUUUGACAGUUUUUUUUAACAUUUAGGUAUAUCACCAACUUCAAGAUCCUGGCAAGUUAAAUGGGUGCCGUACCGAGUACGGAGGGCGAAAGGGAACCCCUGCUUGUCCCCGUUCCGCCCGAGACGAGCAUACAGCCUGCCUACAGCCGAGUCUAUGGAAGAAGAUGGCUGGUCCUGGCAAUGUUUUCUCUUUUGGCGUUUAUGCAAGGAAUGGUGUGGAACACAUGGGGUCCGAUACAGAACUCUGCCAGACACGCUUACGGCUUCGAAAACACAGACAUCGCCGUGCUGGUUCUGUGGGGUCCAGUUGGGUUUGCGCCGUGGCUUCUGUUCAUGUGGUUAAUGGAUAAGAAAGGUGAGUUGUUUUUUCAGGGUCCCUCUGGCUUCUUCAUGGUGGCAGGAAGUGCCAUGCGAAGUGUCCCUCUGUCCAACCUGCAGCUGAAACGAUGGUUGAUCCACGGGGGUCAGCUGCUGAACGGUUUGGCCGGCCCCACCAUCAUGAGCGCCGGACCCCUCCUGUCCACCACGUGGUUCGCCCCGGACCAGCGGGCCACCGCCACCGCCGUCGCCUCCCUCGUCAGCUACCUGGGCGCGGCCGCGUCCUUCCUGAUUGGCCCGCUGGUGGUGCCGGCGCCCAAUGAGACGCUGCACGCGGCCUCCGGCGCGAUCGACUGGCCCGUGGGCCGCAUACGGGACCGGAUCCAGCUGGUUCUGUAUGGAGAGUUUGCGAUGAUCGCCGUGCUCUUCGCCGCUGUGCUGCUGUACUUCCCGUCCCGCCCCCCCGUCCCCCCCAGCGUGGCCGCCGCCAGCCAGAGGCUCAGCUACAGGAGCAGCAUCUGCAAACUGCUCAGUAACCUGCGCUUCCUGAUGAUCGCCCUGGCGUACUCUGUGCCCACGGGCGUGGUGGCGGGCUGGUCCGGCGUGCUGGACAUGAUCCUCACCCCCGCCAAAGUCAGUCAGGUGGAUGCUGGCUGGAUCGGGUUCUGGUCUGUUCUGGGUGGCUGUGUGUUCGGAGUGGCCAUGGCCAGGUUUGCAGACUCUAUCCGCGGGAUGCUGAAGCUGAUCCUGGUCCUGAUGAUGGCCGGCGCCUCCCUGGCCUCCACCUGGUUCACCCUCACCUGCCUGACCCGGCUCACCCACCUCCCCUCCACCGCAGCCACGCUGUAUACUUCCUGUAUCCUGGUGGGGAUCUUCAUCAACAGCAGUGUGCCCAUCUUCCUCGAGCUCUUCAUCGAGACGGUGUACCCCGUGCCCGAGGGCAUCACCUGCGGCGUGGUCACCUUCCUCAGCAACCUCUUCACCGGGCUCUUACUCUUCUUCCUCACUUUCUACUUCAAAGAACUUUCCUGGCUGAACUGGUGUCUGACGGGCUCCUGCCUCUUCAGCCUCCUCCUCAUCCUCCUCUUCCGAGAGUCGUACGAUCGGCUGUACCUGGACGUCUUCGUCUCCGUCUGAGAGGCCUGGCCGUUUGUUUUUGAAGACUGAAACUUUUAACAGUGAACCUCUCUGCUCAAUGCACACUGCACAACUGGACGGAAAGAGCCGGCGCCAGCUGCCCCUCCCAUCAGACUGGACCUUUUACCCAUGUCUUUGUUUUAUAAAACAAAUAAGGAAAAAAUUUUCAAAAUGUUCAUGAUGAUGAUGAUGAUGUUUUUAUUUAAUCGUAGCCAGUGAGACGUUCCUACAGUAGAUAGUGAACCCCGGUCGUCGUAGAAACCGCUCCUAAACUCUGCUGUGUCCGGCAGGCUUAUGAGACACGUGGUAUAAUCAGUUUUUUUAAGUGACGUACAGCUGUGAUGUUUGACGCACGGUCUGGGUAUGAGGGAAUUUUUCCAUGUUUACAGACGUUUGGUUGGGCGGGGGGGGGUCUCUCUUGUCUCUGUUAUUAAUACAGAGGACGGAAACUGCAGGAUUGGCCGUUCACUCGCACAAUCUCGUGCGAACAAGGGACCGGUCAUAGAUAUAACUAUAAGCCGUCAUAACUGUAAGCUUGUCUGAAACAAGGGACAGCCGUCGUCAAAGUGGGGGAAAAAAACGGUUGCUUUUAUUCAUUUCUCCUGGACUUUUUUAAAAUGGCAUUGAAAUUUGACGAGCUUUGGUCCCUUCUCCCUUUGUAAAUAUUGAGAUGUGUAGGAUUUAAUGGUGCUUCCGUGUCGAGGGCUCUGAUUGGUCAGGGCCCAGGAAGUCGGUUUAGGUCACAGUUCACGGGCUUUUAACUCUCAGUUCUCCCAACCGAAGCUGACCGACCAAUGGGACGGCUGUCCUGUUCUCAGGGAGGCGUGGCUGAGGUCAGCUUAGACGAUGUAGUUGGUUGCUGUCGUGAUCGACAGACGGACCUGUAAGUGAUUCUCUGCGUGAACUCUGAGCUGCAGCCGGGCCCAGAGAGUUUCUGUUAUUGUUUUGGCUUUCUUUUUCUAAGCCACAGUUCAGAUUUUUUUUUUUUUUGCAGUUUGCUGUCCAACCUUUUUGUUGUUGUUGUUGUUGUUGUUUGACUCUUAGCAACCCCGUUAAGGAAGAAGCGAGCAACAUUUCAGGUCUUUUUUUUUUUAACCUUUUUAUUCAUUAGCGUGCAUGCAUUAAUUUAUUAGCCCGGGUCAGAACACUAACGCAGGCUGUUAGCCGGGGCACUUCCUGUGAGGAUGAUGAUGAUGUGGAAAAGCACUAAUGCAGCAUUAGAGGUGUUCAGCAGCCCUUUCAUGGAUGGGGGGGGGGGGGGGGGGGGGGGAGUCGUUGUGCUCGUUAGUACCGCUCGCCAUUACCCACAAUCCUUUUCAGCAACCGUUUUACGGAUAAGGGGGGGAGAGUCUUUGUGCUCGCUAGUACCGCGCGCCAUUACCCAUAAUCCUUUGCAGCCGGCCCUGCGGUACUGAUCAGGCGUUUGUGUCUGUAGCUGAGAGGGUAGCCCUGCGCUCAGAGGGGUCAUCGUCCAUUUUAACUGGGACCUUAACUGGGACCUGCACCGGCCAGUCAGUCAGCCUCGGGGGGGCGGCAGUGGGGGGCGGGGGGCGGGGGCUGUGUACUCCGCGGCCGCUGCCCUCUCUGUCCGCCGCGCGAGAUUGAGCCGUUUGGCGGUGGUUAGCGGUAAGAAUGGGACGGUCGCUGCUGCCGCUGCCUCUGUCGCUCGUUACCAUGGAGAUGCAGGUGCGUUCAUCACCUGCCUGUCGUCGCCCCCCCGCCCCCUGUCGUAGCCCCGCUGCACGUAACCUUGGUUUCCGGAAACAAUUCGCUUCCUGUGGGUGUCGUGUAACGUUUUAAAUUCAUCCUGAAUGGUUUUCAUACGAUGUGACGUAAGAGGUUACGUCACUAGUGUCAAAAUGCUCGCUAUCACAUGUAUGUGCCUCAUAGCCUUGUGUCAUUUACUACAACGUUACGUCAGAAGCAUCGUGAUGUUUGUCAUUAUGCAAUGCUGUCAUGUUUGUGUUUGCUUAUGUGUGACGAUGGUUCUGUCGCUAUGGAGGCGUUGUAGAGACACACUUCAAAUAAAGUUUUAAGGAGGUUUUUAAAUGAUGCUGCUCAUCGGCUGUGGAGGUUCGCGGGUGGGUGGGGGGGGGGGGCUGGUGGGUGGGGGGGGGGGCGGGACCUUCUGGGGUUUGUCCUUUUGCUCUGUGGCUACUUUUCUGUUUUCUGUUUGUGUUCCUUGUACAGAGAUCUCCUGAGUUUGUGAAACGUUGCCUUAAAUGUGACCCGUGUGCACCUCGUUUUCGCGGUUUCGCGAGGUGGCGGCCUGGCGGAGCCACGUUUGGGGAACAGGACGGCCCGUCUGUGCUUCGUCCCGCACCGCGACGGAGCCCCCCUCUCGCGCGAGGUCACGCCGGUCGGGACGCGUCCUCGCUCCGAAACGCUCUCCCACGGAGCCCACGGGGGGCGUGUCCGGAGUCGGGCGUGAGAUGUGUCAGAAGUCUUAACACUGCACCUCAAUAAAAAAAGAAAAGUUGGGAAAACAA
This is a messenger RNA of Anguilla rostrata (American eel), 4037 nucleotides long. RefSeq names its product solute carrier family 49 member 4 (gene slc49a4). Gene Ontology annotation, cellular component: intracellular membrane-bounded organelle; membrane. Lineage: Eukaryota; Metazoa; Chordata; Actinopteri; Anguilliformes; Anguillidae. Bases 154 to 1548 code for a protein of 464 amino acids. The transcript has 9 exons. The record is from RefSeq and is a predicted model, not a curated record.